CCCCCUCCUCUCCCCGUCCCCGCUCAGGUUCGGUUCCCGCUGCGCUCGGAUAUUCCGCCUGUUGCUGCGGAAGCAGCACCUGGAGCAGAAGCAGGUGGAGGACUUCGCCAUGAUCCCGGCCAAGGAGGCCAAGGAGAUGCUCUACAGAAUGCUGUCCGAGAACUUCGUGUCGCUGCAGGAGAUCCCCCGCACCCCCGACCACGCUCCGUCCCGCACCUUCUACCUCUACGCCGUCAAUGUGCCGUCGUGCGCGCGGAUGCUGCUGCAGCGCUGCUAUAAGAGUGUGGCCAACCUGAUGGAGCGGCGGCAGCACGAGACCAGGGAGAACAAGCGGCUGCUGGAGAAGUCGCAGCGCGUGGAGGCCAUCCUGGGCUCCAUGUUGGCCACCGGCGCUGAGCGCGCGCAGCUGCAGGAGGUGGAGGAGAUGAUCACAGCGCCCGAACGGCUGCAGCUCGACGGCCUCAAACGGAGCGUCAAUAAGAUCGACGCCAGUGAGAACCAGGUGGAUGAGACCAUCUUCGUGCUCGAGUCGUUCAUUGAGAGCACCGUGAGGAGGCCGUGAGCGGAGAUGUGGGGCGGAGAUGUGGGGCGGAGCCGCCCGCGGCAGCGAUGUGGGGCGGCGCUGCGGAUGGGGCCGUCUGCGCCAUCGGUGGGGGCAAUAAAGGGCAGCCCCUUUUUGGGGGGGGGGGAAUGCCCCCACGUGCCGCU
Molecule: messenger RNA, 708 nt
Organism: Gallus gallus (chicken)
Lineage: Eukaryota; Metazoa; Chordata; Aves; Galliformes; Phasianidae
Gene: POLR3C
Product: RNA polymerase III subunit C
Exons: 5
Coding region: 110-562 (150 amino acids)
Cellular component (GO): RNA polymerase III complex
Molecular function (GO): single-stranded DNA binding
Source: RefSeq, a predicted model, not a curated record